This is a messenger RNA of Zygosaccharomyces rouxii, 438 nucleotides long. RefSeq names its product 40S ribosomal protein eS12 (gene RPS12). The transcript has a single exon. Bases 1 to 438 code for a protein of 145 amino acids. Gene Ontology annotation, biological process: translation. Lineage: Eukaryota; Fungi; Ascomycota; Saccharomycetes; Saccharomycetales; Saccharomycetaceae. Gene Ontology annotation, cellular component: cytosolic small ribosomal subunit; ribosome. Gene Ontology annotation, molecular function: structural constituent of ribosome. The record is from RefSeq and is a predicted model, not a curated record.
AUGUCUGAUACUCAAGAAGUCCAAGAAGUUCAAGAAGUUCCAGAAGUUCAAGAAGAACAAACCGCUGAAGUCACCAUCGAAGAUGCUUUGAAGGUUGUCUUGAGAACUGCCUUGAUCAAUGACGGUUUGGCUAGAGGUUUGAGAGAAUCUGCCAAGGCUUUGACCAAGGGUCAAGCUCAAUUGGUUGUCCUUGUCAGCUCUGUCACUGAAGACAACAUCAUCAAGUUGGUUGAAGGUUUGGCUAACGAUCCUGAGAACAAGGUUCCAUUGAUCAAGGUCGCUGACGCUAAGCAACUAGGUGAAUGGGCCGGUUUGGGUAAGGCUGACCGUGAAGGUAACGUCAGAAAGGUUGUCGGUGCUUCCGUUGUUGUUGUUACCAACUGGGGUGCUGAAACUGAUGAACGUACCAUGAUCUUGGAACACUUCUCCCAACAAUAA